Molecule: messenger RNA, 333 nt
Organism: Zygotorulaspora mrakii
Lineage: Eukaryota; Fungi; Ascomycota; Saccharomycetes; Saccharomycetales; Saccharomycetaceae
Exons: 1
Coding region: 1-333 (110 amino acids)
Source: RefSeq, a predicted model, not a curated record
AUGGGUGGCAUUAAAGGCUUCAAAGAAGAAGGCUUUGAAAUUGCUGAAGUUGAAGAAGUCUCAUCAAAAAGCAUAGAGAACGUAUUCCCGACUCACCAACCUGAUGAUCUCGUUUCAGCCAAUGUUCGUGAAAUAUGCGAGAGAUAUGAAUUGCCCGAAUAUAAAGACAUCUUAGAGAGAGGGGCUUUGCUGGCUAAUAGACCUGAAAUUUUUGAGAGUGAUGAAAACUCAGAAGCUGAAAAGAGGUUAUCCGGGGAGAAACAUACUCAUCUACUGUUAUCCAUUUUGCGGUCAAAGAUACUGGCAGUUAUCUGCACUUCACACACCAUCUGA